UAUGACUACGUCAGGCUAGCUGCCUGUUGCUUUCUGUAAUCUAAGCAGACGUACGCCGUGGAAAGUAGUUGGGCACACCUCGGACUCGGACUCCCCACAAACGGACGGCAUGCUUGACAGCUACCAGGCACGGAUCCACAUGAUCUCCGCUCCUGUCCUGCCCCUUCCAGCGAUGAUAGAAACUCUUGGUAUAUUUCUCAUCUUGGCCAGUGUCAAAAAUGUCAGGCCGGUUGCACCUCCUGAAAACUUGACCAUCCUCUGUCAGGAUGGCAUAAACAUGGCCUACUGGAACCACUCUGGAUCUUCUACAAAUGUUUUGUUCUCAGUAAAUAUCAUCAGGUUCUCGGAUGGCAAAUCCGUUUUUGACAGCAACACAUCAGAACACCAUAUCAACAUAUCAGAUGACACAGCACCUAUGGAGGACGUGUACUAUUUUAACUUGACUGCCUGGGAAGGAGACAUCCGCUCUGUUGAUGUCCGUAAAGACUUCAGCUAUGCCAGGGAUUAUGAAGGACCUGAAAUUACCAGCUGUUUUAUGGACGUCCCGAGUCUGAACAUAAUGAUUGAAACCAAUGGGAUUAAAUUCCGUUUUCCCCAUCCUCAAUACAAGCAGAAGACAAAGAAAAUGUUCUACACUGUCCACACCACUCAUGAUGAGCGCAAACUCAAGUUAGAGUGCCCCCCGGAGGAUAAAGUGUGUCAUGGCCAAAUCCAGCUGAGUGUUGACUCUAUAGAGAAAUGCACAACUUUGGAGGUAAAGGGAGCCAUCGGCGGCAUUCUCUAUAAAACAUCCAAGGAAGUAUGCAACCCGGUUCCUGAGAAGGGUCCUUGGCCCAUCUAUCUUUUUGUGGUGAUCUGUGUCAUAGUGCUGGCAACACUUGUGGGUAUUCUCAUCGGUGCACAAAAAGUGAUCAAGACUGUGAUUGAACGCUCCAGCUACUAUGUGCCUGUGUCUUUAAGACCCAGACGAACACCAGGUGCCACAUGCAUUCUGCAGCCGGAGUUUACCGUAUCUAGUUGCGCCCAGACAGGGAGCACUUCUCUGUUUCAGUCGCCCGAGGACUCCCCCACAGAAAGCCCGACGAUCAUCCCACCUGACGGCUGCCCUGAGAAGACCCACUUCUGCAUCCCUGCUCGUGCUCCGUCCAGCGACGAUCAGCCUGAGGACGGUUACGAGGCCCGUCUCAAGAACGACCUUGAGCCUGAGCCACAACCGCAGCGCGAGUGCUAUGAAGGCAGCGAUGAUGACGGCUACAUGCAGAGAGAGAGAGUCCCAGACACCUCGGAGAGCAGUCACAGCUCUGUCAUCGAGAUCGAGAUAGCCCCGGAGGACCAGGUCAGCGGUUAUGGACCUCGCUAGCUCCAGAGCAGAGCCUUGGUGACUUUCUCCCUCUGAUAACCCCUCAGACAAGGACCCAGGGUACCCAGCCCCCACCCCUCCCCCACACAUUAUCACCUUCUGACCUCCCAGUGGGGUCUCCUUCAUUUCCAGAGCUACGGCACAUCUGUGGCGUCUGUCUCCAUCUCUACAGCCCUUCUGCUGUUGGAGCUCUUGGUCUGCUGCUGAUCUUUACUUGAGACUUCUGGCUGCACAACAUAACCUGCUGGAGCUUGGCAUGUAUGCAGCAUACCAUUAUUACAAAAGACUGUAGGAAGCCAAAGGGAAUGUGAAAAUGCAAACAGGUCACAAACACUUGCUUGAAUGUAAGUAUGCUGUGCACUCAAUAACCACACUGUCUUACAGAUACAUCUGUCUGAAUGUCUCCAAGUGUUUUGAAUAGUUAUGGACAUCUUGUUACUUUUAUAUAUAUAUAUAUUUUUUCAUUUGUUCUUGCCCAGCAUUUUUUGUAAAGCUUAUUUCAUUAUGCUGUUUUAUAAGUUGUACUUUGUUUUCUACAUGAAGAUUUGUAAAUAAAGAGACUUUAGACUU
This is a messenger RNA of Alosa sapidissima (American shad), 1930 nucleotides long. It is a transcript of the gene ifngr1l, whose product is annotated as interferon gamma receptor 1-like. Bases 110 to 1360 code for a protein of 416 amino acids. The record is from RefSeq and is a predicted model, not a curated record. The transcript has 7 exons. Lineage: Eukaryota; Metazoa; Chordata; Actinopteri; Clupeiformes; Clupeidae.